CAUGCCCUUUUAAGGAUGAAGUUUCCUUUUUUCCUUCCCCUCUCUCCCUCCUAUUUCUUCUUCACGCUCCCUCCUCCCUCCCUCCCUCCCUCCCUUUCUCGCUCUCUUGGUAGACUAGUGAAGUCAUCUCUCCUCAUCUGCUCCUUUUAAGCCGGCAUUUUUGAGAGGGAGGUCCCUGCGAAGCAUAUACAAACACUCAGUCAAGCAUCCAUACUCAACCCCACACGCUGCACUAGUAGCCAGCAGAAAACUGACCUAUUCCUUCAAACAGGAGUCGGCAUGGCUAACAAGGGUCCAUCCUUCGGCUUGAGCCGGGCGGUUCAGGAUAAGAUCGACAGCAAGUACGACCCUGAGCUGGAGCAGAUCCUGGUGGAGUGGAUCAGCCGUCAGUGUGGCUCCGGUGUGGGAAAGCCAGAGGCAGGCAAAAUGGGCUUCCAGGCCUGGCUGAAAGACGGAUGUGUUCUGAGCGAACUGAUUAACAGUCUGUUCCCCGGAGAGAAACCCGUGAAGAAGAUCCAGAGCUCAUCCAUGGCCUUCAAACAGAUGGAGCAGAUCUCCCAGUUUCUCAACGCUGCCGAGAAGUAUGGCGUCACCAAGACUGACAUGUUCCAGACUGUGGACCUUUGGGAAGCUAAGGACCUGGCGGCAGUGCAGAGGACCCUGUCAGCUCUGGGCAGCUUGGCCGUCACUAAGGAUGAAGGCACAUACAAUGGAGACCCUAACUGGUUCUUCAAGAAAUCUCAGGAGAACAAGCGAGACUUCAGCGAAGACCAGUUGAAGGCUGGCAAAAAUGUGAUUGGCCUACAGAUGGGGACCAAUAAGGGAGCCAGUCAGGAGGGCAUGAGCUAUGGAAGAGCUCGACAGAUCCUGUAAAAUCACUGAAUCACAGAUACCCAAAACCUCUUCGGCCCUUUACACCUUCUUAGAGCCUGUAAGCGCCUAAGUGGUCCACUACCACUCCUCUUUCAUCGUAAAACAUGUUCUGCUUUAGAAAUUAGCUUCUUUCUAACAAGUACCCCCUACUUCCUGGUCUUUGAACUUGCCCUGAGCCCCUUACAUAUACUUGCACUGGUGACCCUACCACUGCAAUCAGGACCAGUACAACUGAGCGUUUGUAGCGGAAAAUAGUAACCUUAAAAAUGACCAAUUCAAUGCCUUGGAGGUAAAAACAACAAGAUGAUGUGCCAAAAGUUGAGCUGUUCCUACCUAAUAUGAAAAAACACUGCUUUUACAAAUAAAUGACCACUGUCUCAUCUCUGAUACAUAACAAAUGUCUGAAUUAUGUCAUUUUUUUACUAGAUUUUUAGAAAUAUUGGUUCUGGAUUCUAACACAAAUACCUUCUUUCCAAAUUGAGUGGUGAUACAACCCAUGUCAGACCAGUACAUCAGUGCAUUUACAGUAUGUUUCUUGUUUAUUGUCCCAACCUACCACUUCCCACAAUACUAUGCCUGAUGUAUCAGUGCCAAUAUUUUUGUACAUUGUCUUAUUAAAUAAUGACUUUGAAAUACAUUUCUGAAUUGA
This is a messenger RNA of Sander lucioperca (pikeperch), 1522 nucleotides long. It is a transcript of the gene tagln, whose product is annotated as transgelin. The transcript is spliced from 5 exons. Gene Ontology annotation, molecular function: protein binding. The record is from RefSeq and is a predicted model, not a curated record. Lineage: Eukaryota; Metazoa; Chordata; Actinopteri; Perciformes; Percidae. Bases 280 to 873 code for a protein of 197 amino acids.